This is a messenger RNA of Corythoichthys intestinalis (scribbled pipefish), 2270 nucleotides long. It is a transcript of the gene dph7, whose product is annotated as diphthamide biosynthesis 7. Gene Ontology annotation, cellular component: cytoplasm. Bases 325 to 1653 code for a protein of 442 amino acids. NCBI's taxonomy places the organism in Eukaryota, Metazoa, Chordata, Actinopteri, Syngnathiformes, Syngnathidae. Gene Ontology annotation, biological process: protein histidyl modification to diphthamide. The transcript is spliced from 10 exons. Gene Ontology annotation, molecular function: protein binding; diphthine methylesterase activity. The record is from RefSeq and is a predicted model, not a curated record.
AUUUAAAGCUAUGUUCUUGUUUAGAGAAUAGAAAACAACACAAAACAUCUCUUUCGACUUAAAACACAUUUACCCUAAUAAUUUGACACUCAGUUUGUUUUUGCAUUUUUGCUUUCAACAAUUAUAAUUGAACUGUGCUUAUUAUAAUAUUGCCAAAAAUAUGUUUAUAGUAGGAUAUUGUUGUUGUUUUUUUGUGACGAAUGGAGCAACCGGAAAGCAAGGUGGCGGUAAUGACACGACAAUCAGCUCGCAUCCUGAAAGCGCGUAGCAGAUCGAUAACGACUUUUGGGGUCAGCACCGUAACGUUAUGCAGAGCUGUCAGGCAUGGCUUGGAAGUCAAGGACCCGCAGCCUGCAAGUGUUUGACACAGAGUUGAGUGCUGACACCGUCGAAUGGUGCCCCGUGCCUCACCGCCACGGAUUCCUGGUCUGCGGGACUUACCAGCUCCAAAAAGGGAAAGGGGAAGAAGAUGGUGCCCCCACCCGUACUGGCCGUUUAUACCUUUUUGAAUAUCAACACAAAGGUUUGACGAGUCCCCCUCUCACUGAGCUUCAACAUAUGGACACAGCUGCCAUUUUAGAUUUGAAAUGGUGUCAUGUGCCUAUAUCAGGAAUGGUCGUGCUGGGGCUGGCAGCUGCCACUGGAGAGCUGCAGUUGUAUACACUGUCAGACUGCCAGGAAGGCGGCAGCAAUCUGCAGGCUCUGAGCAGCGUGGAGCUGGGAGGAGAUCAGUUGGCUUUGUCCUUAGAUUGGUCAACUGGAAGAUUGGACAGCAGCAGUGAUGUACGGGUGGUGUGCAGCGACUCUGCAGGUCGUGUUAGUGUGCUCUCUUUGGAUGACGGUGCCCUGACAACUUUGUCACAGUGGAAGGCACAUGACUUCGAGGCAUGGAUAUCAGCCUUCUCCUAUUGGGACACACAGUUGGUUUACUCAGGUGGAGAUGACUGUAAACUCAAAGGUUGGGACCUCAGGAUCAGUCCAUCCAGCCCUACAUUCAUCAGUAAAAGGCAUUCAAUGGGUGUGUGCAGCAUUCACAGCAACCCACAUCGGGAACAUAUCCUGGCUACAGGAAGCUAUGAUGAGACUGUUCUGCUGUGGGAUGGAAGAAAUAUGCGGCAGCCUUUUAGUGAGAGUUUGCUCGGUGGUGGGGUGUGGAGGCUGAAGUGGCAUCCGACUCAUGAGCAUCUGCUGCUGGCAGCAUGCAUGCACAAUGACUUCCACAUACUUCACUGUCAACAGACUAUGGAGUCUAACAAAGGAGCCUGUCCAGUUGUAGCCUCGUACAUUCUCCACAACUCUCUGGCAUAUGGGGCGGACUGGUCUCGAUUGUCCCUGGAGGAACCUGCUCCUCUCUCCCCCCCUGCUACAGAAGCAAAAGAACUUCACACAGAUAGCGGAGGACACUUGAGGAUCCAGUAUGAAUCUCCCACUGCCAGCUUUGACACUUCCCUAGAGGAUGACUGUGGGCAAUACAUCCCAGAGGGCAUCACUCCACCAUCCACCAGCUCUAAUGCAGGCAACACCUUCACACCUGAUGAUGCUUCCUCAUUGUCAUUUCUUCUUGCAACUUGCUCGUUUUAUGAUCAUAUGCUUCACUUGUGGCGGUGGGACUGGGCACCAGUUGAGGCACAGGUAGCGACAAAUACAUGUUGACCAACGCUUUGAGGACUGGCCGUGUUGACGAUCAUGUGUGUAUUGUAAUAAAUGGUACAGAAUGUACAGUUCUCAAAUUCCAUUGACAUACUGUGGUACUGUUAACUAACUUCUUAACCGGAUAUAUUUUAUAUCAUGACAAGUACAAUAUGUACAGUUCUGGUAAAUUCACUGAAAUAUGGCUAGAUUCAGUUGACGUCGCCCACCACUAAUUUUGCCAUUGAAUUUGAAAUACAUUGAAUAACCCAUGACAACAAAUAUUUUCUAGAUUUAGUAAUGCUCAAAAGGCAAAUGCAGUUUCACCUCCUCUAGGCACCUUGUAGCACAGCUGACUCACUGGCACUGAGCAACAACCGGUGGGGGAGGGUUAAAUCUUGCAGCUGCAAGUGAUUUCUCCCUGCAUUUAUGGUACAUGAAAAAUAGCUAAUACUUUAGGGAGGGUAUGACAAAUUUUUUAUGGUUUUGAAUCGGUGACAUUUUCAUACCACGGUUUACCUUAAAACCGGUUAUCGGCACAUGCCUAUUUUGCACAAACUGAGUGAUGGUGGCUGGAAAAUGAAAAUAACACAAAUACAGAAGGCCAAGGAGACUUCUAGUAAUGCAAAUAUCAUAUCAGG